AUGCGUUCUUUGUGCAUGGGUUACGACAACUUUCCGACAUCUGCAAGUCUAUGGGCCAUAUUUAUCCAGUUUGCUUUGUAUGUGACCACUACCGAUGAGGAGAUCCGUGGGAAGGCAGUCACCGUCCCGGAGACGCCACCAGUGGGUUCAUUGAAAAGUAAAAUUGAGGCUCUUGGCAAAGCUAGUCAAAGGCCACCAAUGGAAACCAGUCCCACCCAUGCUCCCGUAUCCCCCUCGGGUGGCGUGAAGGCUCUGAAGGAAAUGCAUGCUGCGAUUAUGGAAAAGCCAGAAGACUCAGUUAAAGCACCACCCCCUCGCGAGCGCACUGGUAUGAUUAUGUCCGCGAAGGAGCGAUUCGAAGCAAGCUUUUCAUCCAAGCCUCCGAGCGCACCUGCACCAGCUUCUCCUGCUCGUAAGGACACCAAAAAUGGACUGAGCACGGGAAUCACCGUCGUCACUUCUGACGCAGAGUCCAAUGUUGAUGUGUUUUGGGAACGAUGUUUGGAUCGUGUGAGGCGGAAACCCCUUAGGCUACGCGAUUACGACUUCACCGAUCUGGAACCAGAGGACCAAGAAGAACCAAGGCCUCUGUCAUCCCACUAUCCCAGAAUAGGCGUCCCUGUCCUCCCAUCACCGGCGCCAAUUGGUGGCGCGAUACCUCCUCCUGUUCCAUCGGCAAUCGUUGGCGGCAUUCCUCCACCUCCGCCGCCUUCCACACGCGAUAAUGCCCUCCCACCGCCUCCCUACGGGCUUUCAUCAGCAGGGCCCCCGCCCCCUCCACCCUCCUUGGGUACGACUUCCUCUCCAGGGACGCAGCUCAAUUUACCACCAGUUCCAGGCACUGAUCUUCCCAAAACCAAAAAAACAGUUAAACUACACUGGACUGAAUGGAAACCGUCGCCAAAGGAUCUGAAAUGCAUCGCCAACGCCAAGCAGACCACCGCCGGUCGGGACAAGCUCGAUUCUGCCGUUGAUAGUAAAGGAAUUGGUGGCCGGUUUUUCUCCUCUGUAAUGAGCCGAUCUAGAGAACCGAAGGAAGCACCAAAAGAUUGGAAAAAGUGCACCAUUUGGUCCGAGGUGGUUCAAGUCAAACUUGAUGCGGACUUCUUGCAGGAAUGCUUUGAAAACAAGUCCGCCGAAGUGAAGGUUAAGAAACAGGAUGUUGGCACAAAGAAAAUUGAAGUGUUAGAUGUGAAGAGGUCCAACGCGAUCAACAUAGGCCUAAAGGUACUACCUCCACCACGAACCAUCAGCACAGCAAUUCUCAAAAUGGACUCAUCCAUCAUAAAUCGUGAAGGUAUUGAGGUGAGUUGUAUGCCAUCAUCAUGUAAACACACUUAA
Molecule: messenger RNA, 1341 nt
Organism: Dicrocoelium dendriticum
Lineage: Eukaryota; Metazoa; Platyhelminthes; Trematoda; Plagiorchiida; Dicrocoeliidae
Source: the annotation of a GenBank genome assembly